AUGGCACCACGAACAUUCAAAAAAGCUGUCAUCGCCGUAAGCGGGACGUUCCCGGGUUACAAGCAAGCCGAUCUGAAGGCUAUCGUCGAGGGACAAGGCGCUACAUUCACCUCUACAGUUUCAGAGGGCUGCACGCAUCUCGUCACGACGCAGAAGGAAGUCGAGAAGGGGACGGUGAAAUACAAGCAAGCAUGUAAUCUUCCCGGGUGUGAUGUCGUUUCUUUGGAAUGGCUGUUGGACUCGCAGAAGGCCGGGAAACCACUUGCUUCUAAGACGUAUCUUCUGACGUCCGGAGCUGUGUCUGGGGGCCAGGGACAGAAUGUAGAUGGUACUGCUACUGCUCCUGCUACGGCUACUGCUACUGGCGCUACCAUUGCACCCAAGGCGAACAAGAGGAAGCUUGCCGAUGCGAAUGAUGAUAUCGCGGCGGAUGCGAAUGGCGCUAGCAACGGCGACGAAGCGAAUAAGAAACAGAAGGCUGCGCAGAAGGCUAGCACCAAGCCUCCGAAUGUUCCUAUUGACGAGGGGUGCACGAUGCCUGGGGCGGUCUUUAUUGAGGACUCUGGGCUGAUCUGGGAUGCAACGCUGAACCAGACAAAUUCUGCGCAUAACAACAACAAGUUCUACCGGAUUCAGCUGCUGAUUGAUACCUCCGGGACAACCUACAAGACCUGGACGCGAUGGGGCCGUGUCGGGGAGUUUGGAUCGUCUGCACUGCUGGGUGAUGGGACUCUGCAGAGAGCCAAGUUCGAGUUUGAGAAGAAGUUCAAAGACAAGACGGGUCUGAAGUGGGAAGAUCGGCUGAGCACCCCUAAGUCGAACAAGUACACCUUUAUCGAGCGUAACUAUGAAGAGUCGGACGACGAAGACGACAACGCGGAGAAGAUGGAUGUCGACGAAAAGGAAGAGGUCGAGAGUACCCUGCCUCAGGCGGUGCAGAAGCUUUUGACCUUUAUCUUUAACCAGCAACACUUCCUGUCCACGAUGGCGUCCAUGUCGUACGACGCGCAAAAGCUGCCGUUGGGCAAGCUGAGCAAGCGGACCCUGACGACAGGAUUUCAGAUUCUGAAAGAUCUGUCCGAACUCGUGGCCGAUCCCUCCCUUGCGAGCUCGAGAUACAACACUUCGUUCCAGCAUGCCGCUCUGGAUCUCAGCAAUCGUUACUUUACCACUAUUCCGCACGUAUUUGGUCGCAAUACGCCUCCUAUCCUGACUGCAGAUCAUCAGAUCAAGACCGAGGUUGAUCUGCUGGAAGCACUGACCGACAUGGGUGUUGCCAACGGAAUCAUGAAGAACUCUCGGGACGCCGAGAUGAUGAACCAGCUGGAUCGCCAGUACCAGGGUCUGGGAAUGCAGGAGAUGACUCCACUGAACCGUUCCUCAGCCGAAUUCCGUGAACUCGAAGCAUACCUGAAUAAUUCUCGCGGCUCGACGCACCAUCUUCGCUACAGCGUCAUCAACAUCUUCCGCAUUGAGCGCAAGGGGGAAGAGGAUCGGUUCAAGGCUUCUUGUUAUUCGACUCUAAAGAACAGCAACCGCCGUCUACUGUGGCACGGAUCCCGCAGUACCAACUACGGUGGUAUCCUAAGCCAGGGUCUUCGUAUUGCACCACCCGAAGCCCCCAUGUCAGGAUACAUGUUCGGCAAGGGCGUCUACUUCGCCGAUAUGUCAAGCAAAUCCGCAAACUACUGUGUGCCCUACAACAGCGCCAACAUGGGUCUGCUGCUCCUCUGCGAUGUCGAGCUUGGAAACCCCAUGUUCGAGCAGUUUCAGGCCAACUUCAACGCAGGAACGGAUGCCAAAGCCCAGGGAAAGAUCGCGACGCUCGGAAAAGGGCGGACUAUCCCGGCGGGUUGGAAGGAUGCAGGCUGUCUUCAUCCAGCAUUGUCAGGGGUGCAGAUGCCGGAUGUGUCCAAGUCCACAAUGUGUGGCAAUGGCAGUCUGCAGUAUAAUGAGUACAUUGUGUACGAUGUUGCGCAGAUUCGGCAGAGGUACCUUUUCCAUGUGCAUAUGAGCUGA
Aspergillus lentulus is the source of this 2019-nucleotide messenger RNA. Lineage: Eukaryota; Fungi; Ascomycota; Eurotiomycetes; Eurotiales; Aspergillaceae. The record is from RefSeq and is a predicted model, not a curated record.